Molecule: messenger RNA, 1986 nt
Organism: Penicillium expansum
Lineage: Eukaryota; Fungi; Ascomycota; Eurotiomycetes; Eurotiales; Aspergillaceae
Exons: 1
Coding region: 1-1986 (661 amino acids)
Source: RefSeq, a predicted model, not a curated record
AUGUCCGAUAACAAUCCCCAUCACCCUGGGGUACGCAGCUUGUUAGCCAAGUUUGAAGGCCAAAGUCCCAUCGCCUCUCCUCCGCCUCGUGGCCGAUCCCCAACUGCGUCAGACUCGUCAGGAACAAUUCGGCAGUUGUCCAAGGUUCGGGCUAGCUUUAUCACUGUGGACGGGGUCAUUCAGUCGAAUCCUUCUUCGCCGUUGAGGAAAACAAGCGGGCGUAGCGAUAGUCCUGGAAUGUUUGGGCCGAAGAUCAAUUCGGGGGAUGCGGAGUCAGGCCGCCAGGGCAUGAUCUCUCCCACCCCGCUCAGUCGCAUGGACCACACACAGAACGCGACUUUGGGACAGAUACUAGCUGAGGGUCGACCGAAAGAAACCAAUGGAACAAAGACGGAACGGAAUCAUCCUGCCAAGGAGGAACCCGCAGCGAGCACUGAUUCUGAACUUCGGUCGCGAAACACCCCGCCAAAGCAGACAGAGGUGCCUGCCGCCACGGAUUCUAAGUCCACAAGCUCCGACUCUCACUCGCAAAAGUCAGAUUCAUCGGUAGUGACCAAGAAGAAGUCUUCUUCCGUUGGGCCUGCCCGCCAUGCACCGAGCAAGGCUGUCCCAACUACUACAGCUUCAACUGGUGCAAAGCCUGCUACUCACAAUACAAGCUCCAAGCCUACGGCUCGCGAAGUGGCUAAAGAGCGCGCCAACUCCCUGGCCCACAAACCGAGUCGUGUCUCACUCAAUCCCAAGACAACAGCACGGCCAACCCGCGGCCCAGCACCGGUACAGGAUACCUCAAAGCCACAUGCCGCAGGUGCAUCCAGCAAGCCAGGAAUGAAAUCCCCACCGAGACCUGCCCGUGUACCCGGUUCGAUAAAUACGUCAACCCACGCACCUGCUGCUAAGCCAGGAAGCACAGGUGCUCCGAGCACUCGCACUACUACCACUGCAUCAACCCUCACAAGAAAACCUUCAUCCCUCAAAAGCGCAACUGGAGCUCAGUCGCGUGCCACUACUCCUAGUACCAGCAUUCGCAGACAAUCUUCCCGCCCUUCGCUGCCCGUUCAAGCAGCUCAUGAUACAAGCACUAAGCCGGUCAAUGAGGGUUUCCUUGCGAGAAUGAUGCGGCCUACUGCUAGUUCUGCGAACAAGUCCCACCCCCAGGAAAAGCCCGAGGUAAAGCCUGUCACCAGAACAAGCUCUAUUUCUAAGGCCCCCAGGCCGUCAAUUGGGAAGGUUCCAGAUCGUGGCGUCCACCAGGUGAAGCCUAAGAGCACUGCCCUUCGACCUCAGAGUCAGAAAUCCCAGCCUCUGAACAAGGAACAUGUCCCACAGAAGGAUGGACAUAAGCCUUCCCAAAUGAAGCAGGAAAGUGAGAAAGAGAAUAUCGUGGAGCCCAUCACAGCCAGCUCUAAGGAGACUGCAACAGUAGAACCCGCUCCGGUUGCAGAUGUGGAACAGCCCGAGGCUGCUACCAAGCCAGUUGAGGAGACCGCCUCCCCUGCUCAAAAUGAGGAACCCACCCCGGAAGUUGCCAUUGCAUCUGCUGAGCCAACCGAGAAGUCGAUUGAAGUGUCUGAGCCGAUUGUCGAGGAGACAGUGACUGAGAGCUCCUCCGACCCCGUCCCAGUCGAAGAUGCUACGGAGUUGUCAGCUGAGCCUGUCGAUUCCAACAAAGUCCAGGCUUCAGCCGAGGCUGAGGUGGAUGCUCCUGCUGAGGCCCUUAUUGAGCCCAUCGCUGAGGAUGCUGAGGAAGAGAAGGCUGCUGAGACCACUACCGCAACCCUCGAGACUCCGGAAUCGACAGAGGUCCAGGUCGAGGUUCCCGAAAAAGAAGAUGAUGCGCCAGUGAAGGAGGUUAUUGUCCCCGAAACUUUGGCCGAGGUCGCAGAGGAGAACCCCGCUGAGGCCAAGUCCACUGAUGCGCAGCCCGCAACUGAGGCUGAGUCGAGCAACAUCGCCAUCGAUAUUGCCAGUCUGGCAUUAAACUAG